Molecule: messenger RNA, 1108 nt
Organism: Neoarius graeffei (lesser salmon catfish)
Lineage: Eukaryota; Metazoa; Chordata; Actinopteri; Siluriformes; Ariidae
Gene: cmss1
Product: cms1 ribosomal small subunit homolog
Exons: 9
Coding region: 51-929 (292 amino acids)
Cellular component (GO): 90S preribosome; nucleus
Source: RefSeq, a predicted model, not a curated record
GUGGUGUCGAAAAUGCGAUCGUGAGAUGAAAAAUACGUUUACACGAAGCCAUGGCAGAUGACUUAGAAGACGAGUGGUGGGCUCAAGGCGAACAUUUAGGUGAAUCGGAUGAAGUGGCUGCACACGACACGCAGGCGGCAACAUCAGCAGAAGAACCGAAGGAGAAAGUAGCAAAGAAAAGAAAACUUAAAACACAGGAACCAGACAAAGUGAAGAAAAAGAAGACCGUACAGAAAGAAAGCUUCAUUGCAAAACGGAAAACGCAAUCAAAGGACGAGGAAGACGGCAAAAAGCCCAGGAGAAGACGAAAGAAGAAGACCAUCACAGAUGUGUUGGCGACAUCAGAGCCUGCACCUGGCUCUCCGGCUGACCUGAGGAGCCUUGUGCAGAGCCAUUUCAGCGUCACGCGAUCCGUUAUUGAACAGGAGGAGCUCAAUCUGCCAGAGUCAUGUUUUCUGAGGAGUAAUGACCUCACGCACAGCUUGUCGUCCUACCUCAAGGAAGUUUGUCCCAAGUGGGCGAAAGUACAGAAGCAGCACACGCAAAAGCGCUCGGUCGUACUGCUCAUCCUCUGUAGCUCUGCCCUGCGAACCAUCGAACUCAUCAAGCAGCUGACUACAUUUAAGGGCGAAGCUAAAGUGCUGAAGCUCUUCGCCAAACACAUCAGAGCUGAGGAGCAGAUAAAGCAGCUGAGUAAAAGUCUGGCCCACAUCGGUGUGGGGACUCCGGGCAGACUUUGCACCCUGAUAGAGAAAGAGGGAUUGAACCUGCAGGGAUUGAGAUAUUUUGUACUCGACUGGAACUACAGAGACCAAAAACAGAGGCGGAUGAUGGACAUACCAGAGGUAAAAGCAGAAUUUCUGAAACUUAUGGAGAUUGCGAUCAUUAAGAAGUGUCAAGAAGGAGCUGUUAAAAUCGCACUGUUCUGAGUGUUCAUCGCUCUUCAUGUCCACACACACACCUCUGAUCUGUCUUGUUGUUUUUUUUUUCUUUUAAUCUAAAGCUUUGUUCUGUAUUUCAGUGCUGUGUAAAACUCCGCUGUGUGUCGACCACCGAAGUGUACACUCCACUAGAGUGAUCUAAAAAUAAACUCAUCUGAUCGGACUAA